GGCGACGUUGCGUAGCACAACGUUGGUCCUCCAAGCAGGCGAAGAAGAAGCUGCAAUAGACGAAGAAGAAGAAAGAACGGCGCUCGUCGGUUCAUCACAAACCGGCGCCAAUGUUGUCAUAAGUGUCUUCUUUACUAACAAAAUGGACAAACUCGGAGAUGUUGACUCGUACGAGAUCGAGGAGCCGAGCGACGAGGAGAGAGCAGCGAGCAGUUCGGAGGACGAGCUGGAUGUGCUGCUCAGCGGCACACCGGAGCAGAAGAAGAAGCUGAUCAGAGAGUAUCUGACCGGGGAGAGUGAGUCCUCCAGCGGGGAUGAGUUCCAGAAGGAGAUGGAAGCUGAGCUCAGCUCCACCAUUAAGACCAUGGAGGACACCUGGGGACCCACCUGCACUACAGCAGGAAGCGUGGUGGCCAACCCUCCCAUGUACGACAACAUCUACUUUGACUCCGACUCCGAUCAAGAAGACGACCAGCCCAGUAGCUCCGGCGGGCGGCGGCGGGCACAGCGGGUCAUCCUGACCAACGACGAGCUGCUCUACGACCCCGACGAGGACGAGCGGGACCAGGCCUGGGUGGACGCCAGACGCAGACGCUACAACAGGAAGCGACCGUCCACGGCGGCCAACGGGCGGCGCUCUCAGCCCGCCAGUCUACCCAGCAGCGACGCCGUCCUCAACUGUCCCGCCUGCAUGACCACGCUGUGUCUGGACUGUCAGAGGCACGACAAGUACCGCACGCAGUACCGCGCCAUGUUCGUCAUGAACUGCACGGUGAGGAAGGACCAGGUGCUGCGCUACCAAGGCCCCCCGGGCAGGAAGCCCCGCGGCAGGAAGCGGCGGAAGGCGGAAGACGAGACGCCGGAGCGGGUGCCGGAGCGGGUGCCGGAGCAGGUGCCGGAGCGGGCGCCGGCAGGGAUGGACGCCGACGAGGUCUACCGUCCCGUGUGCUGCUCGGAGUGUUCCACGGAGGUGGCCGUGAUGGACAAGGACGAGGUCUACCACUUCUUCAACAUCCUAUCAAGCCACUGCUGACGCCCCCUAGUGGACCGUAGGACCAACACACCUUUUUUUUUCAGUCCUGCUUUUUAUUCUGUAUGUGCAAGACUCGGAGUGGCCAAACCUUCCAAAAACUGAAAAGCUAGUAAGGGCACACUUUAUUCAAUAAAUAAAACUUUCAAAUAAUGACUCACAUAAUUACCAUAAUUACAAUUGGAAUUAAAUCAAAAGUCUUAUGAUGAUGAAUGUAUUUAAUGUCAAUGCACACUUCUUUAAUAAUUGAUGACUAAUUUCAUAAUGUCAUUAUUUUCAGGUUUUAAUGAUUUAUUUCUAACAUUUAAUGGUUUAUUAAAUGCAUUGUCACAUUAAAUGUACACAUUUAACACCAACAUGUUUAAUUUCAAUUAAUGCCACAUUUUUAAUUAUUUAUUGAAAUAUUUAUUAA
Molecule: messenger RNA, 1442 nt
Organism: Entelurus aequoreus (snake pipefish)
Lineage: Eukaryota; Metazoa; Chordata; Actinopteri; Syngnathiformes; Syngnathidae
Gene: eapp
Product: e2f-associated phosphoprotein
Exons: 6
Coding region: 143-1033 (296 amino acids)
Biological process (GO): positive regulation of cell population proliferation
Cellular component (GO): nucleus
Source: RefSeq, a predicted model, not a curated record